CUCAAGAUGGCGGACGAGAGUGAGACAGCAGUGAAGCCGCCGGCCCCUACGCGGCCGCAGAUGAUGGAAGGGAACGGAAACGGCCAUGAGCACUGCAGCGAUUGCGAGAACGAGGAGGACAACAGCUACAACCGAGGUGGUUUGAGUCCAGCCAAUGACACUGGAGCCAAAAAGAAGAAAAAGAAACAAAAAAAGAAGAAAGAGAAAGGCAGCGAGACAGAUUCGGCCCAGGAUCAGCCUAUGAAGAUGAACCCUUUGCCAGCAGAGAGGAUCCAGGAAAUACAGAAGGCGAUUGAACUGUUUUCAGUGGGCCAGGGACCUGCCAAAACAAUGGAGGAGGCCAGCAAAAGAAGCUACCAGUUCUGGGACACACAGCCCGUCCCCAAACUGGGAGAAGUGGUAAACACCCAUGGUCCUGUGGAGCCUGACAAAGACAACAUCCGCCAAGAACCCUACACCCUGCCCCAGGGCUUCACCUGGGAUGCCUUGGACCUGGGGGACCGUGGUGUGCUGAAGGAAUUAUACACCCUCCUGAAUGAGAAUUAUGUGGAAGAUGAUGACAACAUGUUCCGAUUUGAUUACUCCCCGGAAUUUCUUCUGUGGGCUCUCCGGCCACCUGGCUGGCUCCCCCAGUGGCACUGUGGGGUUCGAGUGGUCUCAAGUCGGAAACUGGUUGGGUUUAUCAGCGCCAUCCCAGCAAACAUCCACAUCUAUGACAUAGAAAAAAAGAUGGUGGAGAUCAACUUCUUGUGUGUCCACAAGAAGCUGCGCUCCAAGAGGGUGGCUCCAGUCCUAAUCCGUGAGAUAACCCGGCGGGUUCACCUGGAGGGCAUUUUCCAAGCUGUUUACACUGCUGGGGUGGUAUUACCAAAGCCUGUCGGCACCUGCAGGUACUGGCAUCGGUCCCUAAACCCACGGAAGCUGAUUGAAGUGAAGUUCUCCCACCUGAGCAGAAAUAUGACCAUGCAGCGUACCAUGAAGCUCUACCGACUGCCAGAGUCUCCCAAGACAGCUGGACUGCGACCAAUGGAAAAAAAGGACAUUCCAAUAGUGCACCAGCUCCUCUCCAGGUACCUGAAGCAGUUCCACCUCACACCAGUCAUGAGCCAGGAUGAGGUGGAGCACUGGUUCUACCCCCAGGAGAAUAUCAUUGACACUUUUGUGGUGGAGAAUGCAAACGGUGAGGUGACAGACUUCCUGAGCUUUUAUACGCUUCCCUCCACCAUCAUGAACCAUCCAACCCACAAGAGUCUAAAGGCUGCUUAUUCUUUCUACAACGUUCACACCCAGACCCCUCUUCUAGACCUCAUGAGCGAUGCCCUUGUUCUCGCCAAAAUGAAAGGGUUUGACGUGUUCAAUGCACUGGAUCUCAUGGAGAACAAAACCUUCUUGGAGAAGCUCAAGUUUGGCAUAGGGGACGGCAACCUGCAGUAUUAUCUUUACAAUUGGAAGUGCCCCAGCAUGGGGGCAGAGAAGGUUGGGCUGGUGUUACAGUAACCAAUUGCCAGUGAGAUUCUGGAUAAAGCCACUGAGAAUUCAAACCAGGAAAUGGAACCCCACCACUUGAUGGUCCAAUUUUCACAAACGUGAGAAUCCCUGGCAAAGGGAACAGAAGUGAACCGGCUUUACCAAACCGCCACUGAACUUGACAAUUGUAUUGCAAUGGCGUAGGCUGCGUGAUGUCACCUCUGGCUGUGUCUCUGGUCUCCCAGUUUUCCAGUUAAUCACAUCCUUAUGCAGCCGUGAUCAAGGGAAUGUAACUGCUGAAAACUAGCUCGUGAUUGGCUUAUUAUGGAGUUAACGGGUGAAUAAUAAAAGUAUAUAUAUUAUAUAUAUAUAAAUAUUUUAAAUAUCUUUCAUGUUCCAAAUGUACAAGGAUGUUCGGUCUCUAAUGAAAAGCUGAAUCCAGAUCAUUCCUCAAAAUUAGAAUCAAGACAGUGCCAGACAUACACACUGGUACAGUGAAUUAUUUCCUAGAAGCAGGCAUUGACUUUUCUUGGGGGAGCAGGAGAAAGGAUGUGGGGAAUUUUAUCCAGUUCCCCUUCUGAAUUGGCUGGAAUGAUUGGCUUGAAGAAGGCAGGGUAUGGUGGAGGGACUGUGCCAAGCUUUGGGGAGGCUUAGAUCUCACAGACUACAGGUGGAGUCCUAGGUGGAGCCAACCCUACUCAGAGGCUUUCCUGCAGACCCUGGGCCUUUUCUGCAUUCAGGAACUGGGCAGUGGUGAGAGUCUGUGGAAACAGAUUUCAUUAAUUGAGUCCCUUUUCCCAUCCUCUUGGCCUGCUCCCUGUUGGAAGUCAUCCUGCCAACUCUUUAGCCAGCUGUUGUCAAUCUUAUAGGCAUGAGUCCCCGUGAGAUUGUUGUUCCACUCCCAGGAGUGACUGGCAGUUUGAAGGGGACCUUUGACCUCCUUGUAGCAUUUGGGACUUUGUGGAGACCAUGUCAGUGCAAGCCCUGUUUAGCUCAUCUAAGAGCAAAGAGGCAGCACCCUGAUGCCCCCAGGGUGGCUGGGCAAGAAUGGUGUGGGGCGGAUUUCCAGGCCCCUUCAGCCACUGGUCCCUGGCCUGUGCCUUCCAACCCAUUGGCCAUCUCUUGUGCUCCUUUCCAAAACAGCCUGCAAGAAAUGGCAAGGAGCAGUGGUUAGAUGCCAAUCUGGACUUGACAACAGAAAUGAUUUCAUUUUGCCAUUGUCUGAGUGUGAUUUUCACUGAUGAUAUUUGGUGGAUUUUUGUGGUGGUGGUGACGGUUAUUGAUGUUGCCAGUUUCUCCACAAUAAUGGAACCUCUGGUCAUGUGGCUGUCUGUGUAGACAUUCCUAUUCCUCACUUGUGCUCAGCCAAGUGGCUUAAGGAGGAUUGGGCUGUGGAAUUGUCAGCAACCCAUAUCCUGGCUUGUAUGUAACUUUUGCUCUAGGAGAAAGUAAAUGAGUGGAUAGCGUGGUGUGGGGGUUUCUUGGCUGCUUUCACCUCUCAGCUACUUGUAGGGGGAAGGAAGUCUUAGCCAGGAGGCCAGGCUCAGUCUGAUCUUACUAACUGAAGCCAUGCGCUGCAGGCCAGCAGAGCUGUUUCAGUCUGUGGGUUUUGGUGAGAGUUACCAGAGGCUAAUUCUGCAAUCUCCAAAGCUGGAAGAAAUUGUGUGCUUGGGAAAGCAGCUGUGCCACCUGCUGGAAUGUUGCCUGCUCUUUGUAGACUGGAUUGGAUUUUCAUCAGAGGCCUCUAGGGGCCUCGCUUCUCCUAUUGUCCCUGUGCUGCAACCCACAGGCACCAACGAUCAUGCCUGACCUUUGACUCCUUGACUCCAAGAUACCCAGACCAAAGAAGCUGCUGUUCUUAGCAAGAUGCUCACUGCAUUCCGCAGACAGGAGGAGUCAGAGAGGCAGGGGCUUGCCUUACAGCCCCCCAGACAUCAAACACAACGCCCCAAGUCCCAGAGCAGCUAGGCCUGUGCAGGCUUAUAUGGAUAUCAAAGAACAAAAUACCCGACUCUUUCCUACCUUGGGCAGGACCUGAAACUUAGAACGUUCCCUGUCAGUGGCUUGGUCAGCUCUGGACCAAGUCCCAGCCCGAACUGCCUCUAUAAUGUGGGGUGCAUAACAGCCCCUGGAGUGAGUUUGCCUAGGUUGACCCAAGGGUAACAACAAAACUGUGAGGCUUGUGGCUGCUCUGGAAGAAACAGAUCUCCUGGAAAGGCCCCAGUGUCUCCCUCCAGAAUGGUGUGGCUCCUUGGACUCUGCUGUUAUUCAUGGUAGCACCACAACCCAGGUCUUCAGGAAUCGGCUCGGUGGCUGCUAUGUCUCCUUUUUUCCAGUCCUUGGGUUCUUCACUCAACUCCUUCCAGGACUUCAGGUCAGAGAGAACCAUUGUUUGGGGUUCAAGGCCUCCCUACAAAGAGACUUGCAGGAUGGUGGAUCCAUGGCUGGCUAGAACCAAACAAGGGAAGGACCUGGGGCCUCAUCACCUGGGACAUGCCUCAGGCAGCUGCUGUUGGAGAGCCUCCUGGGCAUGGCCCUUACUCUGUGCCACCAGUAUUUCUUGUUGGCACUGGGCUUUUGGGCACUCAUGUUUCUGUGUUUAUCUCCUGGCUUUGGAUUGACUGCAUUUGACCCCUGACCUUGUGGCAAAUUCCCAUGGCCUCCUUGUCUGUGUAGGGAGAGAGCUGGGUAGAAAAAGAAGCCUCAGCUCUGGAUAGAGGUCUGUAUAGGGCUUGUUACCCCACACAUGCCUACUUUCAAAGAUGCUAAUGUCUGGUUUAAAAGCAGGCCCAUACCAAGCCACUUCAACACCUAGAUUUAUGGAAAAUUUCAGGCCUUUUCUGUACCUCCCUUCUAACUGCCAAUGCCCCCCUUACUUGCUAGCUCACUGAAGCCCAAGGGUGGGUGUCCCAGUGGUCUUUCUUUGCUCAAAGAUGACCAGCAUUUAACCCAAGGGAUGUCCCAAAGGCAGGAUAGCUUCAGGGAGCUGCGGUCUAGGAGAGGGUGAGGGGCUGUCAGACCAGGGGAAGGGGGUGGAGUGUAUCUCCGUCCAGUGCCUACCUGCCCAGGGGGCAGCCUUCCUGUGGCCUGGCCCACCUGCCCCAGACAGAGGAGACCCAAGGCUUCGUUUUUGCCCUACUGCAAAGUGAAAGCAGGCCUGCGAACAGAGUCCCUAGGGAUGCUUUGUGGGACAAUUUCAUUCAAUUAAAAAAUACUGACUACAGGCAAGGUGCUGCAUCUGGGAACAGAACAGGGAAGCUUCACCUUUUUGUCUUGGCUUUUCUCUGGGCUGUGGGAGGGGCAUCCAUUUCCAGGGUGGGGGAAGAAAUACCAAAUGCAUUGUUCCGCUUGAUACAUCUCACUUGUUUCUAAUAAAGGAAGCAGCUGAAUAAAA
Miniopterus natalensis is the source of this 4861-nucleotide messenger RNA. It is a transcript of the gene NMT1, whose product is annotated as N-myristoyltransferase 1. Gene Ontology annotation, cellular component: cytoplasm. The record is from RefSeq and is a predicted model, not a curated record. NCBI's taxonomy places the organism in Eukaryota, Metazoa, Chordata, Mammalia, Chiroptera, Miniopteridae. Gene Ontology annotation, molecular function: glycylpeptide N-tetradecanoyltransferase activity. Gene Ontology annotation, biological process: N-terminal peptidyl-glycine N-myristoylation.